AUGGGAGAUAUGAAGACGCCAGACUUCGAUGACCUGCUGGCGGCCUUCGACAUCCCCGACAUGGUGGAUCCUAAAGCUGCUAUUGAAUCUGGCCACCACGAUGACCAUGAUAGUCAGCUCAAGCAACCCAGUGGUGGAGUGACAACCAAUGAAGACGAGGCCCACAAUUCUUCGACAGGACAUGACGUUGGUGUGAGUGUCAUUGUCAAGAACAUUCGAAACAUGGACACCAGUGAGCAUGGUUGUACCACAUCAGAGAAGGAUGGUCAUUUCCACUCCCAUUCUGUUAGUAUUGGUAAUGGACCUCAUAAUAGCUUCUUACCAACCUUACCAGCUGGUACUCAUUAUAAGAAAAAUGGAUGGACAGCCCCCAGGGAGGACGGACAUCCAGUUACCAACUCAUCAUCUACCUUAAAUCAGUUCAGUCCUAUCUCAAGUGCUGAGGAGUUUGAUGAUGAUGACAAGAUUGAGGUAGAUGACCCUGUGGAGAAGCAGGGCAGUCAGGCAUACUUUAGGUCAACUACUAAGAAGGAGGAGCAGAAUCCCAAAUCUCCUGGAUCCUUGGACAAUAUUUCCAAGCCCACAGCAAACAGAGACCUAAAACCAGACCAAAACAACAACAACAAUGCCACUUUGGGAGGUUCCAAGUUUAAUAGCACUGCUCAAUCAAGUUUGCCUGAGGAGGAACCCAAGGAAAUUGUACUCAAAUCUGAAAGUCAGGGGUGCAAAGAAGCUGGCGAACCAUCAGUGGUUAGUAAUGUGUGCAGUAUCUCCCAGAUCAAAGUUAAGUCCUCUGCAAAACUUUCCUCUUGUAUAGCAGCCAUAGCAGCCCGCAGUGCCAAAAAGGCAAGUGCUACAGACUCGGGUGUUUUGGAUUCUCCUACAACACAGAAAGAAUUCAUCCAGGCAAAUGAAAAUCCUAAAGCUCCAGAGAAGCCACAAGAGCAGGAGUCAGCCCUGGAGUUUGCAAAAAGACUGCUUUCAAGACAACCGGACAGUCCCUCUAGUGUCACCAGUGAAGGUGAAACUAGUAAAGGUUCUCCUACCUCAAGCACAGACACCACUCCAGUCAUCCCAAAGGUCAGGAUCAAAACAAUCAAGACCUCAACCGGACAAAUCAAGCGUACAGUCACACGAGUCCUCCCAGAGUUUGAUCUUGAGGGUCUGAAAAGAGGAGACAGUUCCAAUAGCACAUCUGUCUUGGCUACCACCAGUGCAAUUUUCUCGUCUCCCACUAGGUCCACUUUGCCAACCACAGUAGUAGCCACCAGUGGAGGCCCUUCAAUUGAAAUCACCAAGCAGGUGACUAUUAAACCUGUGGCAACAGCCUUCCUGCCAGUCUCUGCUGUCAAGACCGCCGGUUCCCAAGUCAUCAACUUGAAGCUAGCUAACAACACCACAGUCAAAGCAACAGUCAUCCCCGCUGCCUCAGUGCAAAGUGCCAGCAGUGCCAUCCUUAAAGCAGCUAAUGCUAUCCAGCAACAGACUGUCAUGGUACCUGCCUCCAGCCUGGCUAAUGCCAAACUACUGUCAAAGACAGUCCAUCUUAGUAACCUCAAUCUUCUGCCUCAGACUGUGUCCUCUGCUGCCUAUGAUCUCCAACGGGCCUUGUCCUCCUCUAAACAAUCCCAGCAUCAACAAUCACAACAGCAUAAAAUUAUUGCUGGCCAGCCCUCAAAGAAAGUCUCCAGGGUUAAAGUGUUCACCAGCUCUCAAAGUUCUGUAGUGGAUGCCUUCAAUAAAGUCCUGAGUAGCCUAAAUCCCGUCCCUGUUUAUGUCCCAAACCUCUCUCCACCAACUUCAGCAUGUAUCUCUCUACCCUCUCGUGGCUACAAGUGCCUGGAGUGUGGAGAUUCCUUUGCUCUUGAAAAGAGCCUGACCCAACACUAUGAACGUCGCAGCGUGCGGAUCGAGGUCACCUGCAACCACUGUGCCAAAAGUCUAGUGUUCUACAACAAAUGUAGCCUUUUGUCUCAUGCCAGGGGGCACAAGGAUAAAGGAGUUGUCAUGCAGUGCUCGCACCUAAUCUUAAAACCCAUCCCUGCAGAUCAGAUGAUAACCACAUCAGGAUCAUCCGGCAUUACCACCACCACCACUACCUCCACCUCUCAAGCACAGGCACCCGCUGGUCAAAUCCCAGGGAAAGUUGCUGGCGGUGGGUCUCAAACUACAGUAAUUUCGGCUCCAUGUAGUGCUCCUAAUGUGGCAGCCAUGCCCUUGGAGGAUGAUGCAUCAAAGCUCUGCAGGCACAGCCUAAAGUGUUUGGAGUGUAAUGAAAUGUUCCAGGAUGACAACUUGCUAGCCAUGCACUAUCAACAAGCACCAGAGUCCAAUGGGCAGAAAACCUGCACUAUCUGCCAAAUGCUUCUCCCAAAUCAGUGCAGCUUUCUGUCACACCAGCGGAUCCACCAGCACAAGUCUCCUUACAUCUGCCCUGAGUGUGGUGCCAGCUGCCGUUCUGUCCAUUUCCAGUCCCAUGUCACCAAGAACUGCUUGCAUUACACCCGCAGAGUCGGAUACCGCUGUAUCCACUGUAGUGUGAUCUUCGCUGAUAUUGCAACUCUUAAGUCCCACAUCCAGAGUAAUCACUGUGAGGUCUUCUAUAAAUGUCCUCUUUGCCCCAUGGCCUUCAAAUCUGCGCCUGGAACACACUCCCAUGCAUACACACAGCAUCCAGGGGUGAAAGCAGGAGAGCCCAAGGUGAUACAUAAAUGUUCCAUGUGUGAUACCGUGUUCACUCUGCAGUCCCUGCUCUACACACACUUCGACCAGCACAUCGUCAACCAUAAAGUUUCAGUGUUCAAAUGCCCCGACUGCUCCAUGCACUAUGCCCAGAAACAGCUCAUGUUGGACCAUAUCAAGGCUAUCCAUGGGACCCUGAAGACCAUCGAGGGUCCACCAAACUUGGGUAUCAACCUCCCUCUGAGCACCAAGCCUACUAAUUUAAACAGCACCAACAGCAACGGCCCCGUUAAUAACAACAAAGAUGGAGGAAAUGUCAAUGUUCGUGACAAGGGAGAAAAAGCCCUGCUAAAGAAAACUAACUGCUCAAGUGACCUCAAGAACACUCCUGGCUCGGGAUACACAUGUGGGGACUGCAAUACCCUCUUCAAUUCCAGGGAGGUCUAUGUGGCUCACAUGAGGCGAGACCAUGGCAAGAUACUGAAGAAGCACCCAUGUCGACAGUGCGACAAGUCUUUUAGUUCUUCCCACAGUCUUUGCCGACAUAACCGUCUCAAACACAAGGGGCUGCGCAAGGUCUACACCUGCCCGCACUGUCCAGCUCUCAGUCAGCCAUUCACUAAAAGAGUGCUGCUGGAUCAGCACAUUCAGCUGAUGCAUGGAGUCAAAGACCCAGAGGGAAAGACUGCAAACUCCGAUAAUAUGGAUGUUUCAUCUGCCAAGAAAACGGUAUUCCCCAAGAGGAAGCCACAAGAGGAUGAGGGGUCUCCAGGCUUACACUCCAGGGGCUCUGACUCACAGCCACUCAAGAGGCUCAAAGUGAACAUCCUCAAAGUUCACAAGUGUGCCGUCUGCGGCUUCACCACUGAGGACAUUGCCGCUUUUCACAAGCACAUUCCCCAGCACAAGUCUGAUGGCUCGUCCUACCAGUGUCAGGAGUGCGGACUCUGCUACACAUCCCACCGUUCGCUGGCCCGACACCUUUUCAUCGUUCAUCGGCUGAAGGAGCCACAGGGUCUCGCUCGAUACAACGGGCGGGGCAAAGACGAUGACGAGAGUCAAAGAGAGAACCAGUUAGAUGUUACAGAUGAGAACGAUGACGGGACACCAAACACCAAAUGUAAAGUGUGUGGGAAGUUGUUUGAAACUGAGGGAAACCUGAAUACUCACAUGAGGACACAUGGGAUGGCGUUCAUAAAGUCAAAGAGACUAAGUGCAGCUGAGAAGUGA
Molecule: messenger RNA, 3912 nt
Organism: Scomber scombrus (Atlantic mackerel)
Lineage: Eukaryota; Metazoa; Chordata; Actinopteri; Scombriformes; Scombridae
Gene: znf532
Product: zinc finger protein 532
Exons: 8
Coding region: 1-3912 (1303 amino acids)
Source: RefSeq, a predicted model, not a curated record